This is a messenger RNA of Vitis vinifera (wine grape), 2241 nucleotides long. Its product is annotated as sulfite exporter TauE/SafE family protein 3. The transcript has 12 exons. Gene Ontology annotation, biological process: protein ubiquitination. Lineage: Eukaryota; Viridiplantae; Streptophyta; Magnoliopsida; Vitales; Vitaceae. Gene Ontology annotation, cellular component: Cul4A-RING E3 ubiquitin ligase complex; membrane. Bases 619 to 2055 code for a protein of 478 amino acids. The record is from RefSeq and is a predicted model, not a curated record.
CAUACGUAGAAAGGAAGCAAAGGUCCGACGUUGCUCAUCGUGAUACAGGUCAGACGGAGAGUGAAAGUACCCCACAGUCACUACAAUUAGCCAAUAAAUAAGCACCGUUAUUAGCUUAAUUUUCUCGGGAGGGGACGAACCAGCUUUCUGUAAUCACGAUUUCCUUCUCUUCGGCUCUUUUCCCCAUAUUUUCUCCUAUUUUCUCUCGGUUUCCCUAUAAAUUUUUGUCCGUCUUCUCCGCUUCCGCAUUUUCGAAGUCGAAGACUCGCAAAUCUUUUCAUUGGAUUCUGUUGUAUUCGAGAAACGGAUAAAAAGGCGGAGGGAUUUGAGAUUUUAUUUCUUGUCCUCUUCUCAGCUUUCUUGGCAACCAAACAGAGCCGUGGUUCUGAUUUUUGGAUUAUAUGGAGGUAAGCCGUCGCUGACGGCUGAGCUAACUCUGGAGAGAGAAGGCUUACUGCAAGUUUCGAUACAGAAUUUGCUCCAGUUUUAGAGAGAAAGGAAGAGGUUUAGAGAGAGAGGUGGAGCGUGUUUGUUGUAGUUUUAGAGAGAGAAAGGCAUUUGCAGUUUAGGAGAGAGGGAUUCGUUGUUGAAAAGAGAGGGAGGAAAUUUUGAAUUCUGAUGGCUGGAUUUGCAACAAAAUGGUUGAUGUUGAUGAUCUUAUGCAGCUUUAUGCUAGCUUCCGCGUUUGUUUCAGGCGAAAGAAGCAUUAAACACGAAGCUUCAACAUUUAACGUAACCAAAGAGGCAGGAUUCAACUCAAAUUACCUUUCCAAAGUUGUAAAUUUCUUAUGGCAAUCAGACCGAUCUGGUUAUCAGCACGUUUGGCCGGAAAUGGAAUUUGGCUGGCAAAUUGUUGUUGGUAGCGUAAUUGGAUUCUUUGGAGCAGCAUUUGGGAGUGUGGGUGGUGUUGGUGGUGGUGGCAUUUUUGUUCCUAUGCUUAGCCUAGUUAUUGGGUUUGAUCCAAAAUCUGCAACAGCUUUAUCAAAAUGUAUGAUUAUGGGUGCAGCAGGCUCAACUGUUUACUAUAAUCUUAAGUUAAGGCAUCCUACACUUGAUAUGCCUAUCAUUGACUAUGAUUUGGCUCUGCUCUUCCAACCGAUGCUCAUGAUGGGCAUUAGCAUUGGGGUUGCUUUUAAUGUUUUAUUCGCUGACUGGAUGGUUACAGUUCUGCUAAUUGUUCUCUUCUUAGGUACAUCAACAAAGGCAUUCUUAAAGGGUGUUGAAACAUGGAAGAAAGAAACCAUAAUGAAAAGGGAGGCUGCUAAGCGUUUGGGAACAAAUGGUAAUGGUACGGAGGAAGUAGAGUACAAGCCUCUUCCUAGUGGCCCAAGUAAUGGCACUCAAAAUGCUACCAAUAAAUCUAAAGAACCUGAGGUCAGUAUUAUUGAAAAUGUUUACUGGAAGGAACUUGGGCUUCUUGUUUUCGUUUGGGUUGCUUUCCUCGCACUACAGAUUGCUAAGAAUAAUACAGCUACUUGUUCGAUGGCAUAUUGGGUAUUGAACUUCAUGCAGAUCCCUGUUUCUGUUGGAGUAUCCCUGUAUGAGGCAGUUAGCCUGUACAAGGGACGGAGAAUAAUUGCAUCCAAAGGAGAUGCUGGCACCAACUUUCGAGUACACCAACUGAUUCUCUAUUGCUUCUGUGGGGUACUUGCGGGCAUAGUAGGAGGGCUGCUUGGUCUGGGUGGGGGAUUUAUUCUGGGUCCACUAUUCUUGGAGCUGGGAGUCCCUCCUCAGGUCUCAAGCGCCACUGCUACCUUUGCAAUGACCUUCUCAUCAUCUAUGUCUGUUGUAGAAUAUUACCUUCUGAAGCGUUUUCCAGUUCCUUAUGCUGUAUACUUGGUCUUGGUUGCAACUAUUGCCGCCUUUAUAGGACAGCAUGUUGUAAGAAGACUGAUCAGUAUAUUGGGAAGGGCAUCUCUAAUCAUCUUCAUUCUAGCCUUCACAAUCUUUAUCAGCGCAAUCUCACUAGGUGGAGUUGGCCUAUCAAAUAUGAUAGGGAAAAUUGAGCGGCAUGAAUACAUGGGAUUUGAGAACCUGUGUAGGUAUGAAGUUUAGCAUAUAACCACUUUUUCUUUUCCACUUUCAAGAUUCCUCGGUCAGCUGCAAGAUCAACCUUAUGCUUUCUACCAAUUCUUGGGGUUGGGGGGUUGAAUUGUAGGUAAUUGUUUGUUUCAGUUCCUCGAAAUCUCAUUUAUGCUUUCGGAUUGUGAGAAUCAAACUUGCCUUUUCUUUUCUGCUUUC